Molecule: messenger RNA, 1541 nt
Organism: Teleopsis dalmanni
Lineage: Eukaryota; Metazoa; Arthropoda; Insecta; Diptera; Diopsidae
Product: iroquois-class homeodomain protein irx-1-B
Exons: 4
Coding region: 390-1409 (339 amino acids)
Biological process (GO): muscle organ development; cell development; regulation of transcription by RNA polymerase II
Cellular component (GO): nucleus
Molecular function (GO): RNA polymerase II cis-regulatory region sequence-specific DNA binding; DNA-binding transcription factor activity, RNA polymerase II-specific
Source: RefSeq, a predicted model, not a curated record
AAAAGACGCUAACAAAUCACUUAAGAUAAAUAAUAAAAUUUAAAGAAAUGACAAAACAAACACACACACGCACACGCAGAUCAUAAAUACAGCAGUACUUUGAAGCAAUUUCUGUCGGACAUAAAUUAAUAUUAAUUUUUUGUGAUUUUUGUGAUUUUUGUGAAAUGAGAAGUGUUUCGGCUAACAAAUUUCGCUGAUAACCUGGUGGAUUUAAAGCAAGUAAUAUUGCACUAGACCUCAAGUAAAAUACGUACCGGAAAAGCUCUGGCCCCGAAGCGUAAACCCAAGAAUAACUCAGUUGGGCGUCCUAAACUGGAUAAAGAAAAAAAACACGCUUCGGCCCAGAAGCGUAAAAAGAAAAACCCAGUUGCGUCCUAAACUGGAUAAGAAUGAAAAACCCAGCAAAACGUUCCUGGCUUACAGACCAACCCAAAGCUUCGCGGCCACCAAAGCGUUUAUUUACACCAGAAAUAAAGCGUAUGCUUAAAGAAUGGCUGGUACGGCGACGUGAUAAUCCGUAUCCAAAUCGUGAAGAGAAGAAAGAACUUUCGUUGAUGACUGGUCUAACCUAUACUCAAGUCUGUAAUUGGUUUGCAAACUGGCGUCGUAAAUUAAAGAAUUCAGAACAUGAACAAAAAACUUGGGGCCAACUCAUAAAGAAUUACAAUUCAAAUGCUCGAGGAAAUGUAGAGCAAUUCAGCAUUUCAUCCGAGAACAGCAUUUGGGAGGAGGAUGGUCAUAGUAUUGACUUUACUACUAGCGACCAGUCAGAUUCUAGUUUAGAUGAUUUUAUUAAUGAUAGGGUAACAAAUGAUACUGAUAACAAUUUCACUCGAAAUGACAAUACAUCGACUAAUAGACAUCGAGAACCUCAAUUAAGAAGUUAUUUUUAUGAAAACAAAUUAUCCGAAGAACAACAAUAUAAAAAAUUUAAAUUCGACUCUGAUUCUAAUAAAAUAGUAAAUACCGCUACAACAAGCUCAAUGGUUGGGAAUGCUUCAAUAAAUUACAAUUAUAAGCAUAAGAUAAUCGCUAAAUAUAUGCGUGAUGUUAGUGAUGAAAAAACUUGCGAUGCAAGUGCUAGCUCUUGCUCGUCAAGUGGUACCGCCUCAACUGAUGCUGAACUAUCAAAGUGGCUUAAAAGUGCGGAAGAGUAUACCCCAAGAAAUAAUUAUUUUAUCGACUGGACAAAUCGUGGUCAAGCUGCAUGCUGUAAACCUGAUCAAAUAGAAACUAAACCAAAACAGAAUGAAGACGAUUCCGAUAACUUACAGUUGGAAGACAUCGUAACAGAGAAUUGUUCCCCUUUAGUAACAAUUUCCAGCGAAGAGUACAGAGAAUACCGCAAAAAAUAUGACGAUGAUGAACUAUUGGCUGCCGAUGCACUAAUGAUCCUCAGAACUUCCUAAUUAGGACUAAUUUAUCCAAUUACUUAACAUUGCAAGUUAAACUUUACCAUUCCAACAAUUAAGAGGAAAAUACAAUGUAAACAACGUACAAAGAUUAUUUUUUAAAAUUUUUUAAACUUAAAUAUAGAAAAA